Molecule: messenger RNA, 982 nt
Organism: Pistacia vera
Lineage: Eukaryota; Viridiplantae; Streptophyta; Magnoliopsida; Sapindales; Anacardiaceae
Product: rac-like GTP-binding protein RAC2
Exons: 7
Coding region: 214-804 (196 amino acids)
Biological process (GO): regulation of actin cytoskeleton organization; regulation of cell shape; establishment or maintenance of cell polarity
Cellular component (GO): nucleus; cytoskeleton; cell cortex
Molecular function (GO): GTPase activity; GTP binding; protein kinase binding
Source: RefSeq, a predicted model, not a curated record
AGUAGUCUUCACCCUUAUUAAACGCCAUCUUCACCUCCCCUCUUUUCCUAUUCAAAUUUCAAACUCUUUCCCAGCUUCCUCUAACUAUCUUGUACAUUCAAGAUUUGCUUCAAAGUAAAAAGUGACAAAGCUCGAGACUAGUCUAGCGUUAAUGGAAGAGAAGAAAAGGGGUUGAUCAUCAAGAACAGAGAACAGUUUUAAUUAUCGAAAAAAAUGAGCACGGCUAGAUUCAUCAAGUGUGUCACUGUCGGCGAUGGAGCUGUUGGCAAGACUUGCAUGCUAAUCUCCUACACUAGCAAUACCUUCCCAACGGACUACGUGCCCACGGUGUUCGACAACUUUAGUGCUAAUGUGGUGGUGGAUGGCAGCACAGUUAACCUUGGACUAUGGGAUACUGCUGGGCAGGAGGAUUACAACAGGCUUAGGCCUUUGAGUUACAGGGGUGCAGAUGUGUUCUUGUUGGCCUUUUCUCUCGUCAGCAAAGCUAGCUAUGAAAAUAUUUCAAAAAAGUGGAUCCCUGAGCUGAGGCAUUAUGCUCCGACUGUGCCUAUCAUUCUUGUAGGAACAAAAAUGGAUUUACGAGAUGACAAGCAGUACUUGAUUGAUCAUCCUGGCACUACUCCAAUCUCAACAGCACAGGGGGAAGAACUGAAGAAGAUGAUCGGUGCUGCGGCUUACUUAGAGUGCAGCUCCAAGACUCAGCAGAAUGUGAAGACUGUGUUUGAUGCCGCAAUCAAGGUGGUUUUGCAACCUCCGAAACCCAAGAAGAAGCGGAGAAAGACAAGGCCAUGCGUGUUUCUGUAAAACCAAAUUUCAUCUUUUUAAGUUCCUCCAUAUAUGUAACAUCCACCAUUUCUCUUAGCAUUUUUUAUUUCUGUGUCUAUAUUGCCUGAUGGAUAAUUGAGGCAAUUUUGUCAAACUUUGCGAAUACGUGAGCUCUCUCUAUAGAGCUCUGUAAGGUAAUCUCUGAGUAGCAUUGCAA